AUGAUGAAAAAAGGAAGGAACAAGGGUCGUGCCAAAAAGGGCUGCGGUCAUGUGCAGCCUAUUCGUUGCACGAGCUGCACCUGGUGCGUACCCAACGAUAAGGCCAUUAGGAAGUUCAUCAUUCAAAACGUACUAGAGGCAGCCGCCAUCAGGGACAUUUCCGAAGCGAGUGUCUUUGACUGUUUCGUGCUUCCCAAGCUCUACGUGAAGCUGCACUACUGUGUGAGUUGUGCCGUUCACAGCAAAGUGGUCAGGAAUGGAUCUUGUGAUGCCCGCAAGGACCAAACCCCUCCACCCCCAUUUAGACCUGCUGGUGCCGCCCCACGACCUCCACCAAAGCCCAUGUAA
This is a messenger RNA of Chinchilla lanigera (long-tailed chinchilla), 348 nucleotides long. Its product is annotated as 40S ribosomal protein S26-like. The record is from RefSeq and is a predicted model, not a curated record. Gene Ontology annotation, molecular function: structural constituent of ribosome; mRNA binding. Gene Ontology annotation, biological process: translation. Gene Ontology annotation, cellular component: cytosolic small ribosomal subunit; ribosome. Lineage: Eukaryota; Metazoa; Chordata; Mammalia; Rodentia; Chinchillidae. The coding region runs from base 1 to 348 and encodes 115 amino acids. The transcript has 2 exons.